Salvia hispanica is the source of this 4046-nucleotide messenger RNA. Lineage: Eukaryota; Viridiplantae; Streptophyta; Magnoliopsida; Lamiales; Lamiaceae. The record is from RefSeq and is a predicted model, not a curated record.
UAUUAAUCUGAUUUCGUAAUUUGAAGAUGAAUAAAUGGAUUAGCUUCAACUGACUAUUAUUGGGGGAGAUAGUUUCAAGAUUUUUGCUACUCCCGCUUAAGGUAUCACUGAAAUUCAAAGGACACAGCCUGAUUUAUUUCCCGUAGAGAAGAUGAAGAAUGAUACGUUCCUUUGGCUCCCACUGUUUGUGGAGUUCACGUUUCCUGCUAACUCAGUCCCCUUCAACAGUUGCCAUGCUUCCACGAUUGUAGAGGUCGAUAAAGGUCAUUUUAUGGUUGCUUAUUUUGGUGGUUCAGCAGAAGGAGCUCCUGAUGUGAAAAUUUGGACACAGACUUACAAGGAUGGUUGUUGGCACUCUCCUCUUGCUGUUGAUGAGCAAUUUAAUGUCCCUAUGUGGAAUCCAGUGCUGUUUAAGGACCCUUCCAGUCAGUUGCUGUUAUUCUAUAAAAUUGGUCAAGAGGUUCAGAAAUGGAGUGGAUGCAUGAAGAGAUCUAACGAUGGUGGGGUUACUUGGUCAAUGAGAGAACAGCUCCCUCCUGGCAUACUAGGCCCGAUUAAAAAUAAGCCAAUCCUGCUCGAGAAUGGGGACUUGCUCUGUGGAUCUUCUGUCGAGAGCUGGAAUUCGUGGGGCUCAUGGAUGGAGAUAACUCCAGACUUGGGCAGGUCAUGGAGAAAGUAUGGACCGAUAUACAUUCAGAGCAAAACACUUUCUGUGAUUCAGCCUGUUCCUUACAAGACUGCGAAAGGGAACCUGCGUGCUCUCAUGAGAUCCUUCGAUGGAAUAAACAAAAUUUGCAUAUCAGAGUCCCGUGAUGGUGGUCACACAUGGGAUUAUGCACAGCCAACUCAACUGCCAAAUCCAAAUUCAGGAAUUGAUGGAGUGAAGCUGAGUGAUGGCCGCCUUGUACUGGCAUAUAAUACGAUAUCUCGUGCUGUACUCAAAGUUGCUGUUUCUUCUGAUGACGGUGACUCAUGGCACGACGUUGCUACAUUAGAGGAGACUGAAGGAAUGGAAUUCUCUUAUCCUGCUGUUAUUCAAGCCAGUGAUGGAUUAGUUCAUAUCACCUACACUUACAAUCGGACACAAAUUAAGCAUGUUGUCUUUAAGCCGGAUUUGAUAUAAAGGAGCAUAAUGCAGGAAGCAUAACAGCAAGGUAACUUCAUCCAUAAUCUUGAACGGUCUCUGUCGGAAUGGAGCUCUCUGAUUUGCCUCAAGUGGAGCGCGGAGCUGAAAUCCUAACUACUGCUCCUUUUGUCUUCCAAAUAUGCAUUCUUGAUCCAAGUAAUGAUAUUCUAGGCCAGUGUGACAGUAUCACAGAAGAAUUUAUUUAUUUUUUAAGUUAAAUUAGUUACUUUGUGUUUUUAUUAAGAUAAAAACAAACUCUUGUAGAAAUGGGAUUCUUGAAUGACACAAUUUUCAUUAAUGAGGAUAUGCUGCUCCUCUCUCCUUUUUAUAUCCAGCUCAUAAGUCCCUCUUUCUCCCUCAUGUUUGUUAGAUAGUUAGAUCUCCAGCUGUCCUCCCUUAUUAACUGACGUGGCACUCAAUCCCAGCCCACUCUUAUGUGGCGUUUCUCUUCUUCAAUUUGUGAUCGUAACCAUCCAUCCCCCUUAAGAUUCCUUGUCCUCAAGGAAUCACGGAGCCAAGUUCUCGUUCUUAUUCUUACCAGCAGCAGCACCAUUUGGCCUACGAAAUAUUUGCCAGAUGACAUAUAAUUUGAUUUUGCAGCAGAAUAACCAAGGCGAUCAGUGUCCUGCAUUGUGAAGUUGAAUGUCAUAAGCUCAAUUAGAGGCCUUGUACUGUAAUAUGCUGCACCAACUCUUAUUCUAGCAAACCCAACCAUAGUGAUGGUUGUAUCGGGCACCCUCCCUGGACCAUACUUGUAAAGAAGCCCUUUUGUAAUCUUAUAUGUACCCUGAUACUUUUCAACCACUUCACCCAUUACAGAGACUUUUGAAUCAGCUGAUAUCUCUUCAUCAAGUGCUGCGUUUAGAGCAUAACAAACUGUCAUAGUCUCCUUUGUUGAAGAAGGAAGAGCCUUAGAUACAAUCACUUGAAGUCCUUACUCCAAAUCCCAAGCAUGAGAGCCUUGACAGACAACUUUUCUCCUCAAAACUCCCAACAUACCGGUUUCUCUCAACAACUCCCAAAACAAAAUAAUACUAACUUUAUCUUCACCAUUGGCUUAGGAAAUCUACCUGAAAACCCCUUCGAAUUCCUUAUCACACUCAAAAUGGCAGCCAACUCCCUCGAUGGGCCAUUUUGUCUAGCAUUUGCUAGUUCAGUUUACUUGAAUUCCUUUGCUUGUGAAUAAGUCCUGUAAUCUGAAAAUGCAACAAUGUAUUGCUUCAAUUCAAUUCCAGUUACCUUGCCAUGAUCUAGCCUCUCCCCAACCUUUGAAUCAACACCACAGAAAAAAUUCCUGGAAUUGCCAAGCUCCUCUUCAUAAAUUGCAAGAGCAUCCUUCACAUACAUAAUCAGCUCUCCCUCCACAACCAUAGUCUCCCCAUAAGAUUCCCAUUGCAUCUUCCAUUUAGUUACUGUCAUUACUCCCCCCAUAAAAUGCAAUUGAUCAUCACCCAUAUUAGUAUUAUAUCUAUAGACAAUAGUAAUCAUACGAAGUUAAAUUAGAAGUUAGAAAAUAUAAUUACAUCGGAAAAGCAAAAGACAAAAGAGAAAGAAAAAGAAAAAAGAAGAGUUGCUACUUUGAUAUAUACAUUGCUGAGAUUAGAAGUUUUGUGUAAUUCAGUAUUGAAAAGAUAGUAAAAAAUAGUGUAUAUAAGUUUUCAUAUGCAAACACAAGAAGUAACAAAGAGAACACACACACACAAAAAAAACAUGAGUGGAAAAGUAGAAAAAUGAGAUAGAAGAGGAGGAGAGAAAGAUGCUUAAUCAUUGGAGCCACCAGCAUCCACUUUCUCUGGUGGUGAUUCAUAGUUUACAUAGUUGUGAUGGUUGUUAUGGGAAAUUUAGAACAGCAGAUAAAGGUUUUAGGUGUAUCCAGAGGUGCAGGCAAGAGGUCCUACUGCAUCAAGAGUGUGCAGAGGCGCCGAGGAAGAUCACACGCGCAAUGCACCCUCAGCACACACUUACUCAACAAUAUACCCAUUUGCAUUGGCAAAGCUGUUGUUCUAUCUGCCAAUGCUAUUUAGAACGCAUCUCCUACAGAUGUACGAGCGCAGAAUGCACGUUUACGGUGCAUGUCAGAUGCUCACAGGGAAGCGACAUGAUUUAUGGAGCCGAAGAUGACGUGUGCAGCAUCAUACAUCAUCCGAGUCACCCCAACCAUGAAUUGAAGUUGCUUAGGAGGUUUUGCACCUUCAAGUGCGAUGCUUGCAGCACCACACACGUCAAAGGGAGUUCCUACACAUGCACCGCACCGGCAUGUCAGUAUUUGAUCCAUGAGAGAUGUGCUUCCUUGCCUCACAUCGUUCAUAGUGAAGACCACCAUCACUCCCUCACUCUCUCUUUUUCCAUGUCCCGCUUCAAUAUCUCAUAUAUAACUACCGUUGUGAGGUGUGCAGAAAAUAUUCCAAUAUCCAAAUAUUGGAUAUAUCAUUGUGAGCUUUGCAGAUAUGCUGUCCAUCUCACCUGUGCCUUCACCAAAUCGCCACACACCACUAGAGAGAAAGGGAUUAUGGAGUUUCCAAUAAAUGAUGUGGCUGUGGGUGAGGACCUAUUUGGAGUUUUUCUAAUUAGACAAGGAGUUGAAGCAUACACACAUUCAAUCAUCCUUGAUCAUCAAGAUGAUGUUGAUUAUGAGUUCUACCAUCACAAACUCACAUUAGUCUCAUCAUCAUCAUCAUUUCAAGAACAAAAAGAAGAAAAUAGUGAUUAUGAUGAUGAUGAGGAAGACUACUCUUGUAGAAAAUCGGAGUUAAUAUGUAAUGGGUGCAAUACUCCAAUACCUCUGAAACAAACAUCAUCAUCAUCCUUGCAUCAUCUUCUUCUUCGAGUAGUGGUAGUAAAGAUAACUACUACUACUACAUGAGAUGCAGCAUGAGAUCAUGCAAGUACUAUCUUCACUUGGCAUGCUUCCACUUUCCAA